AUGCCUAAACGAACUCGCGCUGAGCCCGCCGAAACAUACGAUUCUGAUGGUGGUUUCGUAUCUGACGAUGAUAGUGCUGUUCGCAAAACCAAGAAAUCCAAAACAACCACCACUACCAAACCCUCCACCUCCUCAUCAACCUCUACCCCCUCAUGGGAUCUCUCUACCGGUCGCACCCCUCGCAAAAUCGAGCUCUCAGAAUUCAAAGGUCAAACCCUAGUCAACAUCCGCGAAUUUUACGAGAAAGAUGGGAAAACCUUACCUGGAAAGAAGGGCAUCUCACUAACCAUCGACCAAUACAAAAACCUACUCCAAUUCAUCCCCCAAAUCAACGCCAAUCUCAAGAAAAAAGGCAUUGACAUUAGCCCAGAGGAGGAGGAAGAGGAGGAAGCAGUCGAGGAAAAGAAAGAGUUAGAGUUAGACGACGAUGACGAAGAGGAAGAAGAAGAGGCCGUAGAAAUAGACUCAGAAUCCAACACAACACCCAAGAACAAAAACAAGAGUAAAAAAGUCAAGCCAGCAGCGCAGAAAGGCAAGAAGGGCAAAAAACAAAACAUUGAAGCUACGAGUGAUGAAGAAGAUUAA
Molecule: messenger RNA, 585 nt
Organism: Sclerotinia borealis F-4128
Lineage: Eukaryota; Fungi; Ascomycota; Leotiomycetes; Helotiales; Sclerotiniaceae
Source: the annotation of a GenBank genome assembly